This is a messenger RNA of Anopheles darlingi, 1824 nucleotides long. Its product is annotated as serine protease snake-like. The record is from RefSeq and is a predicted model, not a curated record. The transcript has 4 exons. Gene Ontology annotation, biological process: proteolysis. Lineage: Eukaryota; Metazoa; Arthropoda; Insecta; Diptera; Culicidae. Bases 315 to 1445 code for a protein of 376 amino acids. Gene Ontology annotation, molecular function: serine-type endopeptidase activity.
CAGACAGUGGCGCGAAAAGCUGUUUCCAUUCCACCAGCACCAGUAGUGUUGCUGCUGGCAUUGGCGUUGACGAGGCUCGUGAGACACAGCAGUCGUCGAGACGACCACUUAACGGCAGCAGCAGCUCGACGGCGACAGCGGUGGUGGUGCGCGUCAUUCCGCGAUCCCCUAAUAGUGUCUUCUUCGACCGAGGGAACCGAGCGAUUGAGUGAAUUGUGGAAGAAAGGGGAAAAGGUUACGCGCUUCGUGGUUUAUUGGGUCCUAGUGCAACUCUGUGUGUGGUUCCCGAAUUAGUUAUCAAGCGUUAACGCAUUAUGUGUGCCAUGUUAUCCUCUAGCCGGUCCAGCGUAACUCUGCUGAUCUUGGCGUUCGCACUGGCCAGCUGUGUCUUUGCGGCGAAUGACGGUGAUUCCUGUCAGUACGGUAAUGAACCCGGCAUCUGCCGGGGGUACAGUGUCUGCCGUCCGCUGCUCGAGGUGUCCCGUGUGGUGAAGAUCUGUGGCUACACCCCGCAACAGGCGAUCGUGUGCUGCCCGGUGGACUACGAGCAGCGACUGGCGCAGCUAAACAACGUCCACCAGCGGCUCAGCGAGAGAAAAUGUGCCGAGUAUGGGCGUUCGGCCGGUGGUAAUGUGUUGCUGGGGACGCUCGCUGUCGGAUCGUCCGUGGUGAAGCACAAGGAGCGCAACCGGUGCCCAACGGACACGAAUCUCAUCGUCGGUGGCACGGAAGCGCGGCUCGGUGAGUUUCCGCAUCUGGUGCGGUUGGCCAUGCCGAACGACAACGGCCAGUUUGCCUUCCAGUGCGGAGGUACGCUGAUCAGCGAAUCCUGGGUCCUAACGGCGGCUCACUGCGUCGUGACGCGCAACAUCGUCGUGCGGUUGGGUGAGGUGAAGGAGAACCAUCCGGACUACCCGGAACCGCUGGAUGUCCGUGUGACGGAGUACAAGCGCCAUCCGGAGUACAAGCCGCGCCUUAGCUAUCACGAUAUUGCGCUGCUGAAGCUGGAACAACCGGUGACCUUCUCGCGCAUCAUUCGACCCGCCUGUCUCUACUCCUCGCCCAACAUUGACCGGACAAAGGGCGUCGCCAUCGGAUUUGGAGCAGUCGAAACUGGCGGCACCGGCACAAAGGAGCUACUGAAGGUGUCACUGGACCUGUUCGAAACGACUGCCUGCAAUGUGUACUUCCGCAACACCCGCCGUGUACCGCAGGGUUUGACGGAGGGACAACUUUGCGCUGGCGCCCUGGCGGGUGGAAAGGACACCUGUACCGGGGACUCUGGCGGACCGCUGCAAAUCUUCGCCGAGGAUGCAUCCUGCUCGGCUUACAUCAUCGGCAUCACCUCAUUCGGGAACGUAUGCGGCUCCUCGUCACCGGGGGUGUACACGCGCGUUUCGUCCUACAUCGACUGGAUCGAGAGUGUCGUGUGGCCGGGAAACUGAUGCCCGCGAACUGUGACUCCUGCUACUGCUGCUGCUGCUGCUGCUACCUUUCACGUCAUACGAGAAUGUACAGCACAUCACGAAAAAGAACCUCAACAGCAUUUACUAACAAGCAAACGAUAGUUGAAUAUAAGCAACGACGAUUUGACGAUUACCACCAGAUACCCGAGAUCGGCGUGCUGCUACUUUGCUCCGAAACAUGAUACGGUAGUGUAUUCACAACACUGCUCCGUUCGGUUCAACGCGAGGGCGAUGCGGCGAACCAUUACGAAAGCUAUAGAGCUUCGAUCCGAUAAGGUAUAGAGCCCGCGAAUCAUUAUGCACACAUUGGAUUAGCUCGGAACCGGUUUCCGUUUUGGGGUUCACUCGGAAGUGACUC